Molecule: messenger RNA, 1377 nt
Organism: Cloeon dipterum
Lineage: Eukaryota; Metazoa; Arthropoda; Insecta; Ephemeroptera; Baetidae
Product: vesicular integral-membrane protein VIP36
Exons: 6
Coding region: 139-1107 (322 amino acids)
Biological process (GO): endoplasmic reticulum to Golgi vesicle-mediated transport
Cellular component (GO): Golgi membrane; endoplasmic reticulum-Golgi intermediate compartment; endoplasmic reticulum membrane
Molecular function (GO): D-mannose binding
Source: RefSeq, a predicted model, not a curated record
UAGGUACACGCCCCCUCACAACACGCAGAUUUCUCGACCGUUCUGUCAACAUCACAACUUUAUCAAAUCAAUUCCGUAUUAUGUGUCUGUGAUUUCGCUUUUUAGACGGGCCUGUCGGAGAAAAAGAGACUUGGAGAAAUGGGAAGCUUUUUCGGCUUAGUUUCUUUCUUGCUUUGCGCUCUACAAAUCAGCGCCGAAUGGAACACCAAGGACUACAUGAAGAGAGAGCACUCGCUCAUCAAGCCAUACCAAGCUUCGAGCAUGUCUAUUCCCAAUUGGGACUUCAUGGGAAGCACAAUGGUGACCAACAACUACAUCAGACUGACACCAGAUCUCCAAAGCAAAGAGGGCGCCAUUUGGAAUACAAUCCCUUGCAACGUGAAAAACUGGGAGCUGCAUGUGCACUUUAAGGUGCACGGGAAAGGAAAAGACUUAUAUGGAGAUGGAUUCGCGAUCUGGUACGCCAAGGACCGGAUGGUUGGCGGUCCGGUCUUCGGCAACCGCGACUUCUUCCAGGGUCUGGCCAUCAUCGUGGACACCUACAGCAACCACAAUGGUCCACAUAAUCAUCAACACCCGUAUAUUUCAGCCAUGAUAAACAAUGGCUCCCUUCACUAUGAUCAUGACCGUGAUGGGACGCACACACAACUGGCUGGAUGCGAGGCAAAACUUAGAAAUCUCGAACACGACACACACGUCAACAUCAGAUACGAAAAAGACACUCUCACUGUUUCCACGGACAUUGAAAACAAGGCAGCUUGGAAGGAGUGCCUCUCCGUCAAGGGCGUCCGCCUGCCUACUGGCUACUACUUUGGAGCCUCGGCAGCAACUGGAGACCUCUCAGAUACUCACGACGUCAUUUCCAUCAAGUUGUACGAACUCGACUCUCCUGAUGAUGUGCAAGAGGACAGGUCAAAAAUUCUGCCGUCCGCCGCGUUUUUUGAAGCGCCACGCGACCACAUAGACGAUGUCAAGCCUAGCUCUAUGAGCGGCUUCAAAAUCUUCCUACUGAUGCUGUUUGGCACGCUGGCCGUGAUUGUGUUGGUCGUCAUCGGCAUCAUGAUCUACCAGAAGCAGCAGGAGCAGUCGAGAAAGCGCUUUUACUGAUCUGCCUACCAGUCCCCGCCACGCAACCACCACACCGAAACCAAUACUGUUGUCACUGUUUUUACUGAACUGUGUGCGCCGCUCGGCUAUCCUAGAUUAGCUCACUUGUAAAGUGUGUGAGUGAAUCCAUGCAUUGUGUGCAUGACGAGUGUUUUGAUUGAUUUUCCUGAGUGAAUCGGUGAAACAGCGAUAGAAUACUGUGCUCUUUAGCCUCUUAAAACGAAUGGUUAAAAUUGGAAUAAAAAAGUCUGCCCGUUUGUUAAAAAACAA